CGUCCUAAGCUCUCUGAACGUCGCCAUGCCCUACAGAAUCGAGUAGAAGCUUCGGAUGACCUAAGGACUGUCAUACGUUCUGUUGAAUCAGUAUUAGAGAAUGUGAACUCUAGGGCGCCAGGGUCUACCGCAAAAAUCGAUCGAGGUAGAUAUAAUGCUGUGAUCUAAUGCAGGACUUUGGCUAAUCUUGAAAGUUCUUGAAUGGGUCCAUUCAUCUCCUGCAAUACCACAAAACAUCUCUGCUGCCCCCUCUUCUACAGUACCUACGGCAAUCCCAUCAACUAGUCACCAACUAGAAGGCGAAGAUCGGCCACCAUCUGAUAUCCCCGGUUUCAGGGAUGGCAGAAACUGUCGUUGCUGUGAGCAUGACUCUGCUAUGAGGAAACCUGUGCCAGAGUCGAAACUUGAGCAACUGCAAAAACUCCGAGGCAAGAUGAAUAAGCUCUGUGACACCUGGAAGAUUUGGGGGUGGAUCGAUGGCGACUUCAACGAAUACCUUCUGCCCUUGGAAAAGCUCUGCUGUGAAGCGAUGUGUAUUACAGCCCGGUCCGGCCAAGCAUUUCUCGUCACUUCCUGUGCGAUUCAGGCAGCAUUGGAUCUUUGCAGGCUCCUCGUUUCUCAGAUCAAUACCCAGUUGUUCACGAUUGUUGAACCCAGAGAACCAACGCCGUACUAUCUAUCCAUUCAUAGACUGAGUAAGAUCGUUGCAUCCUAUGGUCAAUGGUACAUCCAUGUCGGGGCAGAUGCCGCCAAAGAUGAGGAAGAUCUCUACUAUUCCGAAGACUACAAUUUUGAGCAUGCACUGGAAGCGGCGGUUGUUCUAGGCAAAAUCGACGAGUUGAAAGUACGCUAUUACCCGCACUGGGUAUAA
Periconia digitata is the source of this 871-nucleotide messenger RNA. The record is from the annotation of a GenBank genome assembly. NCBI's taxonomy places the organism in Eukaryota, Fungi, Ascomycota, Dothideomycetes, Pleosporales, Periconiaceae.